CAUGGUACGGAAGUUAUAGCAUGUUGUUUACAUGCGGCGCUAUCCUCAAAACAUCACUGCAUUACCUUUUUAAACAUUUUCUUGUUUAACAUGCCCCUGUCAACUCAGUCUCAGGCCGACGAUGAAUUCUACGUGUUGGUCGCUACAUUGGAUAAUGCCCGCAAUUUGUCAAACAUCCUAAAAGCCAUUGCAUUUAAAGAUCACGCCAUCUUCAGUGCUACCCCAAAUGGACUUAAAGUGACCGUAGAGGACUCCAAAUGUUUGCAAGCCAACGCCUUCAUCCAGGCCGAGAUUUUCCAGGAGUUUACAAUUAAAGACGAUUUGGUGGGCUUUCAGGUUAAUCUCACUGUUUUGCUAGACUGUCUUAACAUCUUUGGAGGGACCACUGUGCCAGGAGUGUCAACAGCACUGAGGAUGUGCUAUGUAGGGUAUGGGUACCCUCUAACUUUAUUUCUUGAAGAAGGAGGAGUGGUCACUGUAUGCAAGAUAAACACCCAAGAGCCAGAGGAGCCUAUUGACUUUGAAUUUUGCAGCAGUAAUGUCACAAACAAAGUGAUCCUGCAGUCAGACAGUUUGAAGGAAGCAUUCUCUGAACUAGACAUGACAAGUGAGGUGUUGCAAAUAACCAUGUCACCAACUCAACCAUAUUUUCGAUUGUCCACAUUUGGGAACUCUGGAAAUGCACAUUAUGAUUAUCCUAAAGACUCCGACAUGAUGGAGUUGUUCCAGUGUACAAAGACACAGACCAAUAGGUACAAGAUGUCAUUGUUAAAACCAUCAACCAAGGCUCUGGCAUUGUCUUGUAAAGUAUCAGUGAGAACAGACAAUAGGGGGUUCCUGUCUCUGCAAUACCUGGUCAGGAAUGAUGAUGGACAAAUCUGCUUUGUGGAGUACUACUGUUGUCCAGAUGAAGAAGCUGAAGAGGAAUGAUGAAAAUAUAUAUAUAUUAUGCUAUUUCAAGUGCUUGUUUUGAUGAAAGUUCAGUUAGUUCUGAUUUAUACAUCUAUGACUAUCUAGCACUAACCUCAGGAGAGCUACUACAAGGAGUAGCUACUUACCACCAUUUUGAAGAGUAAAUGCUGCAAUUUGAUGGUGUUUUAUGACAUGGUUUAUAUGUUUUUUCCUAUUAUUUUAAAAUAAAACAGAAAAUGCACAAAGUUCUUGUAGAGGUGCAAAUGCAAGGAACAGCAAUUAAGAAUUCGGCUUUUUGCCAAAACGUUAUUUAAAAAAACAACAAAGCUUUUGGACAUUGGCCAUCUGAGUGUGCUAUGCAUUUUUUUCAUUUUUAUACUCCUAUGAUUUUACCACUCGCCUGUUCAGUUGACAAUGUGCCACAUACUACAAAGUUAAAAAAUAACAUUUUUAUUACCACCCAUAUGUAUUGGUUGUACAGUACAUAGUAGUAUAAAAAGGUGUUCACUCAAAAUAUAAAUGUAAAUAAAACUUGUCUAAAUCCA
This is a messenger RNA of Boleophthalmus pectinirostris (great blue-spotted mudskipper), 1457 nucleotides long. RefSeq names its product RAD1 homolog (S. pombe) (gene rad1). Gene Ontology annotation, biological process: DNA damage checkpoint signaling; DNA repair. The record is from RefSeq and is a predicted model, not a curated record. Gene Ontology annotation, molecular function: 3'-5' exonuclease activity. NCBI's taxonomy places the organism in Eukaryota, Metazoa, Chordata, Actinopteri, Gobiiformes, Gobiidae. The transcript has 7 exons. The coding region runs from base 91 to 930 and encodes 279 amino acids. Gene Ontology annotation, cellular component: nucleus; checkpoint clamp complex.